AUGUCUACACAAGCACAGGAGAUGGCCACCACGCUCCGCAUGAACAAGGGCCAAUUGGAGAUAGUAGAGCAACAGCUGAGCCAGCUAGAGAGACAGCAGAAAUUCGCACAGGCCACCGCCAAAGAGCUGGAGUCGUACCCUACAGAGACUGUGUGGAGGUCAUGUGGCAGAGCCUUUGUGCUACAGGACAAGGAUUCUUACAUCAAGGACCUGGGAACCGACGAGAAGACCCUCGAAGAGCAGGCCAAGGCACUCAGGAUCAAGAAGAACUACCUGGAUGUCUCGAUCGAAAAGACCGUUGCAGGUCUCAAGAGUAUGAUGAAGUAA
This is a messenger RNA of Nakaseomyces glabratus, 327 nucleotides long. It is a transcript of the gene PFD1, whose product is annotated as prefolding complex chaperone subunit. The record is from RefSeq and is a predicted model, not a curated record. Gene Ontology annotation, molecular function: protein folding chaperone. NCBI's taxonomy places the organism in Eukaryota, Fungi, Ascomycota, Saccharomycetes, Saccharomycetales, Saccharomycetaceae. Gene Ontology annotation, biological process: protein folding. Gene Ontology annotation, cellular component: prefoldin complex; cytoplasm.